CGAAAGGGGAAUUCCUGCUGCAGAAUGCGGCAACAUUGCUAAUUCAGGAAGCAGCAGCAGAGCAACAAGCCCGGAGUGAACAUACAGCGAAAAGCAGAGGAACAUGGUGAUUUUCGUGGACUCCAAUUCGGAAAAUAUCGCUUGAUAUCCACACAGCAGUGGAUGCGAGUCGGAUCACCAUGUCCUGUCGGUUGGCGCAAUUGUUUCAGUGAGGUGCAGGAUUCAAAUUUUUUGCGCCAAGGCAAAAUGUUGGGCUGAACGUGGUUUUCCGGUACUUUCCCAGUGAAAAUGGCAGGAACUGUUUCCUCUUUGAGUAGCGCGGUUUCCGUGAAACCUGUCGAGGUGCCUCAGGCACUGAUCAACGGCGAAAAAUUCAUCAAGUGGGAUGAGGACACUGGAGUGGGAAUACCCGUCACGUUGAAGGUGGAUCCAGAUGGAUUCUACCUGUACUGGGUGGACCAAAAUCAUGAGGCAGACUUGCUGGAUAUCGCACACAUUAAGGAUACUCGUACUGGACGUUAUGCCAGAAUUCCCAAGGAUGCUAAACUGCGCCCAAUCGUCACCAUGGGCUCGCAGGAUACGUUGGAAGAGAAAACGGUCACAGUGGUGACUGCCCACGAUUUUGUCAAUGUGAACUUCAUCAAUUUCUGCUGCACAAAGAAGGAAAUCGCUCAACUGUGGACGGACGCCCUGCUAUCACUCGCUUACAAUCUGAACCAGGUUAAUGGGGCCGCCCUCAUGCAUCUACGGAAGGCGUAUACGAAAUUGACCCUUCAGACUGAUAAAAGUGGCAAAAUCCCUGUUAAAAAUAUAAUCAAGAUGUGCGCACAAAGUCGGGACGACAAGAAACGACUCGAAGCACUGUUAAGCGGCUUGGGGCUGCCCCAUGGGAAAAACGACACCAUCAAUCCGGACGAUUUUACCUUUGAGUAUUUUUACAGUCUUUACGUGCAGCUGACUCAAAGAGGCGAAGUGGAAAAGGUGUUCGAUGAGUAUGUGGGUACGAAAACAAACAUGACGACCGAGCAGUUCGUCGACUUCCUAAACAAAACUCAGAGAGAUCCAAGACUAAACGAAAUCCUCCACCCUUAUGCAGACAAUGUGAGAGCUAGAGAUGUGAUAGAGCAAUAUGAACCUAACAGAUAUGUGGCUCAGAGGGGCCAGCUCUCUUCUGAGGGGUUUUUGCGGUAUCUCCUGUCUGAAGAUAACAACAUUAUAUCGUCCAGUAAGUUCGACUUAAGCCACGACAUGGACCAGCCAUUGGCGCACUAUUUUAUCAACUCCUCACACAACACCUACUUAACUGGACACCAGCUGACCGGUCGAAGUAACGCUGAGAUGUACAGACAAUGUCUCUUGGCUGGCUGUAGAUGUGUAGAGUUGGAUUUAUGGAACGGCGGACGGGCAGAAGAGCCGGUAAUUGUGCACGGUUACACUUUCGUGCCGGAAAUAUCGGCCAAAGAAGUUCUAGAAGCCAUAGCAGAGAGCGCAUUUAAAACCUCCGAUUACCCAGUGGUGCUCUCAUUUGAGAACCAUUGCAAUCCGAGGCAACAAGCGAAAAUAGCCAACUAUUGCCGGGAAAUCUUCGGCGAGAUGCUCUUGGAUGCGCCAAUAGAAAACCAUCCAUUAAAAGACAAACAGCCGCUGCCUCCGCCUUCGAUGCUGCGCCGCAAAAUCAUCAUCAAGAACAAAAAGAAGCACCAUCGACAUAGGAAAGAACUAGAAGAGGGCGACUCUGGAAUCGAGAACCAGAAUUGCACCGAUCAAGCGCUCAAAACGGUGAUAGAACAUCCGGAGGAGAAUUCUACUGAUCAAGAGCCCGAAGGUCCGGAAGGAGCAAACGGAAGCAAACCGACUGGUAAUGGGGUUAUUCUGCACCAUCCUCCAUCUCUGCAGAAUAGACAGGCUUCCAACGAAUCAGCCAGCACCAACGGUUCCAGUACGGAUGCGGAUGAGGAGCCUGAAGUAAUGGAGGGCGAAAUCCCGCUCAAUAAGAGCACGGAUCGAGGCGAGGAUGGAAAGGCGCCCACUGGGGAAUCGGAAGCAGGGGCGGAAAUUUCCGCUCUGGUCAACUAUGUGCAACCGGUGCAUUUCGUCAGCUUUGAUGAGUCUGAAAAUAGGAAAAGAUACUACGAAAUGUCUUCGUUCGAUGAGCGGCAAGCUACUCUGCUGCUCAAAGAAUACCCGACCGAUUUCGUCGACUACAAUAAAAAGCAGCUGAGUCGAGUAUAUCCUGCAGGCACCAGGUUCGAUUCCUCGAACUUCAUGCCGCAGGUCUUUUGGAACGCCGGCUGCCAGCUGGUUGCCCUCAAUUUUCAAACUCUGGAUCUGGCCAUGCAACUGAACCUGGGCAUUUUCGAGUACAACCUUCGUUGUGGGUAUUUGCUGAAACCGGAUUUUAUGCGGCGACAAGACCGGACUUUCUAUCCGUUUGCUGACACCACCGUGGAUGGAAUAGUGGCGGGAACCGUGAAAAUCCAGGUGAUUUCCGGACAGUUUCUCAGCGAGAAGAAAGUGGGCACCUACAUUGAAGUGGAAAUGUAUGGCCUGCCUGCCGAUACCAUAAGAAAGCGCUUUAAGACCAAAGUGAUCCCCAACAACGCAAUAAACCCAGUUUACGAUGAAGAGCCUUUUGUGUUCAAACGCGUGGUUCUGCCGGGUUUGGCCUCGAUUCGAAUCGUUGCCUAUGAGGAAGGAGGCAGAUUCAUCGGGCACAGAAUAUUGCCGCUUACCUCCAUAAGUCCCGGAUAUCGGCAUGUUAAUUUGAAAACCGAAAUGGGACAGCCACUGCCGCUUGCAACCGUCUUCAUCUACGUGGUAGUCAAGGACUACGUUCCAGAUGGACUGUCCGAAUUUGCCGACGCUUUAGCCAAUCCCAUCAAGUACCAAAGUGAUCUGGAUAAGCGCACCCAUCAACUAGCAGUGCUGACUGAAGGCCUGGAAUUAACCGAACAGGAGGAAGCAGUGCUGAAGAAAAGCAGCGUGGCACUAAACUCCAAGGAACAAGUCAAUGGCAGUCCUGGUCAACGUCCUUCGAUUCCUACGGGAUCCGCUUCGGUUGAACUGGUAGCUGCGGAAAAUCCAGCGGCGAAUCCAGCGGCAACAGCCACAGUAAGUGCAGUCGAAAACACCGUUCCUCCGGAAGCAAAUUCCGUAAAUAAACCGCCUCCAGCCGAUGAUUUUGAGGACAAGUUCGAGGAAGUUCCCGUGGAACCCCUGGAGAAAAUUUGGGAAAACAAACAAGUCAGAGAGAAAAAACUCGAGCUGGAUAAAAAGCUGGAAGCCCUAAGGAAGAAAUUCGAAAAAAAGAAGCAGACCUUGCAGUCGCAGAAAAGUGGCGAUUACUCGGAGAAAAAGUCCAAACUAAUCAACAUGAAAUUAGUCAAGCGCCUUUCCAGCAAAAACAUCCUGUUUACCAGCGUGAGCGGCGUUUUUUCCACUGAAUCCCCGAGCGUCGAACCGCUGACUUCAGUGGCUGACGACGCAGAAGGAGCAGCGGGUACCUGCGCAGACAGUGAAACCACUCUGCCGCGCAGCCAAUCAGAGCGCCUGCUAGCCAUCAGCAAGGAUUACACUACCCAGGAAAAGGAGCUGCGCGAAAAGUACUUCGAGCUUAUCUACAGCACGGCCGAACGAGUGAUGAUUCAACGCCAGGAUAAUCAGAAAGCUGUUCUAAAGGAUCGAUUUGAUAAAGAGGUGAACAUUCUGGUGCGAAAAAUCCAGGCCGAUCACAAAGUGGAAGUGAAAAUGUUGUCAAAGAAACACCGAAACCGAGACACGCUCAACAGGGUGAAACGAGAAGCCAUGACCGCAGUGUUGGAUCGCGGAGUGUCCGUUAAAGACAAACUUUUCGGCGUUUACAAGAAACGGGAGGAGGAGAUGGUGAAACAACACGAAACUGUGCGGAUACAGUUCAAGGAGCAUCGAGAGAAGGAAAGAGUGGCCCUUCGGAAAGAAUUCGAAACCCGCCUGUCGAGAGUCGAAGUGUCUUCGGCGAAAACCCUUGAAACGGAUAGUCCGGAUGUCUAUAUUCCCUUUGUGCCAUCAAGAACCAAUCAGUUGAUGCAUUAUGCGAGCAUUCUAUCUGUGUAUAAGUAGGGCUCUUAAUGCUUUUGCGGGCAAAAAGAAAUAGAAAAGUUGGUGGAUGCGUUCCAGAAUGUUUCAUUUCUCGAUUUUUUUGCACAAAAUAAACCAGAGUCGACAUUCCAAUGUUCUCAAUGCAUACACUAAAUAGAGGCACUGUUGUUACUUCAAUCCGAACCUGGACGUGUAUUCCUGACAAUUUUAGAUCGUUUUCUAAAGUAAAGGUAAAGGUUUUACUGUUUUAUGAAUUUUGGUACACAAGUUUACAUAAAAUUAACGGAUUUUCCAUUAAAUACAGAUGAUUUAACAAAUAAAGAUGAAUUUCAAAUGAGCGGGGAAAAAAUCCCCAAUCCGGCUCGAAGGACCAAAAUCUUGAGCCAUAAUCCUAAAACCUUAUAAAUUUGCGGAAACUGUAAUCGUCAAAAAGUGAGCAAGUUUUUGUUUCACAUAAAGACAACGAAGGAAAAAUGUAUUGCUCCCAAACCAAAGCAGGGCGAAGUCUGAAAUUUUAAGGGUGUGGAGCAGAAAUGUGAAGCUAAAAUUUGUUAAAGUUUCACUGCAUGCCGCUUAAGAAUUGAUUUUUUAAAAACACCUAAACUUUAGUCUCCAAUAAACGAGCAACUGAACUUAGCAGCUACACGGAAAAAAAAAUAUUGCUCCGAAAUAAAGCCAGGCAAAGACUGGGAUUUUACUGGUGUGGGGUCGAAAUUUGAAGCUAAGAUUUUGCAGAGUUUUACUGAAAUUCGCACGAAGAAUAAUUUUUUACAAGCAUCCAAACUUUGGAGGCCAGAAAGUGAGGAACUGAACUUGGCAGGUACACAGAGAAAAAAUUAGCUCCCAAACUUACGCAAGGAGAACCCAACAAUUUUAAGUGUGUGGAGCCGAAAUUUGAAGCUCAGGUUGURCAAAGUUUUAGUAAAAUUCGCAAAAUGAUUGAUKUUGUACAAACGUCCARACUUUAAUUGCCAAAAAGUGAGCAACUGAACUUUGCAGCUGCACAGAGAAAAAUMAAUUCCUCCAAAACUGAAGCAAGGAAAACUCUGUAAUUUUAAGCAUGUGGAGUAGAAAUAUCUGACUGAAAGUUACACAGUUUACCUCAAAACGCGUAACGAUUCACUUUUUAARAGCAUCCAGAUUUUAGUCGCCAAAAAGAUAGCAACUCAACUUACCAGAUACACAGAGAAAAAUGCAAUGCUGCWAAACCAAGCCAAGGCGAUAUCUAGAACAGUUAAGGGCGUGGAGCAAAAAUAUGAGGCUAAAARGGUGGAAAGUUUCUCUGAAAUUCGCAUUUUGAUUGAUUUUUUAGAAAUUUCCAAUAUUUAAUURCYAAAAAGUGAGCAACUGAACUUAGCAAGAACACAGAGAAAAAUUAAUUCAUCCUACUCCAAAACUAAAGCAAGGCGAAGUCUGGAACAUUGCAGGUGUAAAGUAGAAAAGUCAGGCUAAAACUAUUCAAAAUUUCACUUAAAUCUGCACAAAUGUUGAUUUUUCACAAGCAUCCAAAUUUUAGCCGUGAAAAACUGAGCAGGGACACAAAGAAAAAUUUGUKGCUCCAAAAGGAAGGCAGGGCGACAUCUGAAAUAUUUAAGAUUGUGGAGUAGAAACAUGUUCACAUUUUCACUCAGACUCACGUGAGAUUUUUGCCAAUCAUUCAAACUUUAGUAGCAAAAAAGUGAGCCACUGAACGUAGCAGGCACACAAAGAAAAAUUGUUGCGCCAAAACCAUGGCAGGGCGAUAUCUGAAAUUUUAGGAUUGUGGCAUCGAAGCAUGAAACUGCACUUGUACAAAUUUUCCCUUAAAUGUCGUUCAUGUCAGAUUUUUUAAAAGCUUCCAAACUUUAGUCGCCAGGAAGAGAGCAACUGAAUUUAGAAGAUACACAAAAGCCACAACUUUGUGCAAAAUAAUGACCCAAAAAUCAGUAGUUUUUACUCAUUUUAAUUAAAAUCUGGAAGUUUUCGGUUUAAGAAACUAUUGGCGGAUCACGUCUGAGGGUGGCACUCAGUCCUGUGGACAAAACUUGUUCUAUCAACAAGCUAAUCGACUCUGGUUGAUCCUUUUUGAGUAAAUUAAAUCAACCUUGACUUGUCUCAACCAAGUUCAGUUGAGAAGUAAAAGUCUUCAAAAUGAAUCAACUUUUGCCGAACUUUUUACAUGUAACGAUAUAUUGUUUAUUCGAAUUGUGAUUUAGUUUGUACGUAGAAGUGACUUCUACACUUUUAUAGAGACUGAAAGGCUUUUCUGCGUUAUGUAUAUUGAGAUUAACGGGCAUUUCCAUGUUGGAAUCUCAUCGUUUCUCAAAUCUCUCAAAGUAAUUUUGUGAAAAACUGGCAAUUUUAGAUGAGGUUUCAAGUGGGAACGUCCACAAAUUCAACUGUUUGAUUUUCAAACUGAAUUUAGAUUUUUUGGGGAAAAAGGUCAAUCGUGUGUUUACAUCCAAAACUCAUUCAGCGCGACAUCUAGGACUUUAUCAAAACGGGCUUUUGAAAUUUUGGGACUUUUAGGUAACGGCACGCGAAAAAUGGAAAACUGUUUGAAAAUAAAACAGCCAAUUAAUAUUAAGUGAUAUACAUAGAGGGUUUGUUGCGGGUUAUUAGAAUGUAGUUUGCGAAAUUUGAUAUUUUUUAGACCCUUGAUGAACCACCCAUGUAUGUAGCUACUAGUUUUGUUGGAAAAAAUAUGUGUUCUUGCUAGAAACUAAUCAUUUAUUGGAUGAUUGAAGCCAUUGAAAGUGCCAGUGGAAGCUACAUAGAUUUGGUUUUUUAAACCCGAUUAUUUAAUUGAGUAGUCUGCAUGCAUCAAAAGUACUUAAAUAAUAAAUUGUAUCCUAAGAAAAUUGCAAUAUAGCUCGUAGAUCUACUUUGUUUAGUCGAGAUUCGUGAUGAUGUUGUAUUAGUUUGUCGAUAACGGCCUACCAUUCAACCAGUUCCGUUUCCAUCUUCUAAUUGUUUUUUUUACCAAAAACUCUAGUCAAUGUACUUAAACAAACGAUCGUAACACUGAGCUAUACACUAAGCAAUCUGCCAAAGCGACACAGGUUUAAACAAACUCUAUGAUAAAUAACCUUUGCAAUUAUUAUUGAAUUAGAUCGAAGUACAUUCCAGAACUUUGUUUUUUUCUUAUUAGUUAGUCGGUUUGUUCGUUUGAUACUUUGGUACUUUGAUAUCUGACGGUUUUGUAUUUUCCAACUUGUGCCUUUCAUAAUUUUACUGUUCUUUAUAUUCGUCUAAAUCAUGUAUUACAUGUAUUUCAUAAUGAUGUUAAUGUCUAAAUAGAUUUUAUGUGCUAUAUA
Molecule: messenger RNA, 7373 nt
Organism: Dendroctonus ponderosae (mountain pine beetle)
Lineage: Eukaryota; Metazoa; Arthropoda; Insecta; Coleoptera; Curculionidae
Gene: Plc21C
Product: 1-phosphatidylinositol 4,5-bisphosphate phosphodiesterase classes I and II
Exons: 20
Coding region: 289-4098 (1269 amino acids)
Biological process (GO): lipid metabolic process; phosphatidylinositol-mediated signaling
Molecular function (GO): phosphatidylinositol-4,5-bisphosphate phospholipase C activity; calcium ion binding
Source: RefSeq, a predicted model, not a curated record